Molecule: messenger RNA, 501 nt
Organism: Haemonchus placei
Lineage: Eukaryota; Metazoa; Nematoda; Chromadorea; Rhabditida; Trichostrongylidae
Source: the annotation of a GenBank genome assembly
UUGCUUGCUCAUGUUAAAUACGUUCUUGACGCUAUGAAGUUGGAUCGACGACCAAAAGUUCUCCUCAAAAUAGCCCCCGACCUUGCACCAACUGAAAAACGAGACAUUGCGCAGGUAGUUAUGGAUAGGAAGUACGGCGUUGAUGGUCUGAUUGUCUCCAACACAACUAUUUCUCGCCCUGAAACUCUCAAAAGCGAGUUCAAAAACGAGAAGGGAGGUUUGAGUGGAGCUCCUGUUCGCAAAAUAAGUACCGAUUGCAUUAAAGAAAUGUACAAGCUCACUGGUGGUCGCAUCCCGAUAGUUGGAUGUGGGGGUAUAUCAAGCGGUGAAGAUGCUUACGAAAAGAUUCGAGCAGGAGCCACCGUUGUCCAGCUUUACAGUGCGCUUGCUUUUCAUGGUUUUCCUGUUAUUGGAAAGGUAAGAAAUAACGACGUUACGAACUUGAUCGUACCUCAACUCUGUUUUUUGAUGUUUGUGAAAAGGAUUCAUUUUCUGCGCUAG